ACAUGUAACUUCUGUUAAAUUGCAGUGACACCACUGAACUGUGGAGAUCUCUGGGGGAAGACCCCUUGCUUGCCACUCAAGUCCUACAGGUCCUAAUAGAAAAAAUAAAGACUUCAACAAGCCAAGAAGGAAGCGUCACCUCAGAGACUGAAACUGACAGGCAUUUGGCAGCUGCUGAACCUCUCUCAGCAACAUGUGCCAUCUUUCAGGUGGUGUCAGCACUGCAGUCGAGCAAAGCCGUGCAGGAGCUGCUCCCAGAGUUGUUUCCUGUUCUCCUGCAGCAGGUCAGCCGAACCUUAGGCCAAAAGAUGCCUUUGCCAGUGAUCAGCAGCCCGAGCCUAGGCCAAAGAGACCGACAACAUACUGAAGGCAACCCUUGCCGGUUUUCUGUCCAAGCAUUAGAAUCUGUGCUUUUCAAAGUUGGGAAUGCGAGACUGAUGAGAGAACUCAGGGAGCAGAGAACGUGGAUUCUGCUUGAAAACCCUCAGACUCACCAUGAGGGAGUGUGUCUGCUGGUGAGUGUUCUGCUAAAAUCUGAACUAGUAACACCUGAGAUCAUCCAGAACCUCCUCCCCUGGGUGAAUUCCCCGACAGAAAACUACCGAGUCACGGGCACAGCUUUCCUUGCCCAGCUAAUGAGUGAUCCCAUGCUCAGGGAGAAGAAGUUCCUUAAGAGUGUCUUACGCGUCUUGGAAGAAAGGUCACAGGAUAGGAACAGCAUUGUCCGUCAGAUGGCUGUAAGAGGCCUGGGAAAUAUAGUCGAUGGGGCGCCUGAGAAGGUGAAAAAGCACAAGAAGUUUCUUCUGGACAUACUGAUCGGGGCCUUACAUGACAUUUUCAGUUCUGAAGUCAUUGGCGAGAGCAUGAAAGCACUGGCCAAAGUCCUGAAGGAGCUGAAAGAGAAGGACAUCGGUUCUUCCUUCAGAGACCUCACCCAACAGAUCAGGACCUACUUUGACGAUGAGGAUGAUGCUCUUCGCUCAGUGGCCUUUGUCCUAUUUGGCAUCCUGGCUCAGUUGACAAAGAAAAAAUGGAAGGCCUAUUUCACCGAGGAGGUUCGAAAGAGCUGGGUCACGCUUCUGCUGCACCUGCAAGACCCAAACCCCCAGGUUUCAAUGAAAUGCAGAGCUACAUUUCACCUCUGUUUCCCGUUUUUGGGACUGAAGAGACUCCAACACAUGAUUAAUAAGCACCUUGAUGACACAGCCGAGCUGAAUCCUACAGAGCUCCAGGAGGACAUUUGCAGACACCUUGCCAAAGAGAAUUUAGAACUGCUGCAGGACUUAUACAAAACCACCCUCACGUACUUCUACAGCAGCUGGGAAGGGAUCCGGGCAGCUGCCGCCAAGUUAGCUGGCAUCAUCCUGGAACACAUAGACAUUUACCUUAUGAAAUGGCUGUACCGGGGAUAUCUGCUGAAGUAUCUCCGGGUCCUAGAGAAAGAUCCAAGUCCCACUGUCCAGCUGGUGGCAACUGAGAUCAUAAGUGACAUCCGUUCUGGUGGAGUGCUUGAGGAAUGAAGCGGAAUGGAGACAAACAGAACAAGGCACUCCAGUAGUAUAAGGGCCCUACCAUUAAUCAAAUGUUAAACCCACCCCUUUACUCAAUAAGCCCUGCCCACCAGUCAUCGGAAGCCCCAACCCAUGGGGUAUUACUUCUGGGGCCAAGGCGGACACAUGACCGGAAGCAAGAUGUGUCAUGUGACCCCUCUAAGAACUCCUCCCACUGUCCUCUACCAAUCAGGAUGGGUUUCACCCCGAUAGGAAUGCCCCGAGAGAAGAUUUGACCAAUCAGGGGGAGUUCCGGGGCAGGUGACCUGUACAGAAGUGAUUUGUGUGACCCCUCUAAGAACUCCUCCCACUGCCGUCUACUGAUCAGGAGGGGUUUCAGCCACUGGGGAUCACUCCAAGAGGAGAUUUGACCAACUGAGGGGAAUUCUGGGGUGGGGUGACCUGUCCGGAAGUGCUUCAUGUGACCCCUCUAAGAACUUCUCCCAUCACCCUUUACCAAUUGCGAUGGGUUUCAGCGGCAGAGGAUUGCCCCAAGAGGAGAGUUGACCAAAAUAGGGUAGGUUCUCGGAAGGGGUGAACCGUCUAGAAGAGGGUCGUGUGACCCCUCUAAGAACUCCUUCCAAUGCCCUCUGCCAGUCGGGGUGCAGCACCAUCACCCCAUAAGUCCCAGCGCUGGGCAGAGGAGGCCAUCUCUUACCACGAAGAUGUGUUUUAUGAAUUGUGGAAAGGCUGAGAGGAGACAUGGACUCCUUUACCACCCCCCUGAGAACUUCGGACUUUGUUUUAGCCCUGAGGACCUUUGGGCUUGUAUGGAUAAAGCGCUAUAGCAGUGACAGUUCCGAGGAGGGCCCUUUGACUUGACCAUUGAUAGAUACCUCGGAACCCGACCCAGAACUCUCGUGACAGGGCCGGCUCCAGACACCAGCCCACCAAGCACAUGCUUGGGGCAGCACCUUGGGACAGGGCGACACUUGAGCUCGACGAUGCCUUUCAAGAGGUCUUUGAGAACUUACACAUCGGUAGCCCUGUUGUGCAUCAGCUGUUUUUGCUCCUGUCUGAGACGCAGAUCUCGAGAGGAAAAUCCAGAAAAGGACAAAAUAGAAGAAUGAAUCAGCUCAGAGUCCCUCGUUGUAGGGGUCAUGGUGUCCAUUUUUACAGGCGGCUGUCAAAGAUAUUGUAGAACACCAGUUUGUGGGGGAUUUUUCUGUUCCCCUGUUACGCUGUGUCCCUGUCUAAGGAAGGAACAAGGAGUUUGUCACCAUCACCUACGAUAAACCUCAUUACGUUCCUGUCAGAAAAAACCACAUCGAUACCAUUACCAUUGAAAUAAAGACAGAUCAGAACAGACACGUCUUAUUUCGCUUUGGCAAGGUGAUCAUCAAGGUGCACCAGUGUCCCCGGAGAGAGUAAGGUUUCUAAAAAGCAACACAUUAUGGCGAUCCUAAAAAAUUACAGCGACCCCACCAUCUACAGGAACUAUUACAAAGCCCAGACGAGAUAUGCCCUUCCUGGAUGUACGGGGCUGGCGUGGGUGGAAUAUUCUGUAACCAAGGCUCUGCAACCAGGCUUCGAGGCAGGACGCUGCGUGAGAGAAUACAUGAAUCUGGUACAGACAGCUGAUAAACACAUGAAAGAUCGUUCUCUGUUAAUCAACCGUGAGGAGUUUGCACAGGGUUACAUCUUGUUUGCCUUUGACCUGUCUCCCGACCAGGAAUGCGCCGAUCACUGUUCCCUGAUUAAAACUGGGAACCUGAGAGCAGAAAUAGGUUUGGGGAUGGCUUUAACCAUCACCGUCAGUAUGAUCGUGUAUGGGGUUUUUGACAACGUCAUAGAGACAAAUCAGAGAAGAAAUGUUCUGCUUGGCUAUAUGUGAACAUGGGCACCGUGCAGCUCUCACGUGUCUCAUCAACGACCUCUUACACAAAAAAGAAUCCCCUUAUGAUUGGCUCCCUGGCAGCAAUCUGUCUCAGCGACCCUUAGGUUUAGUGGUCAACACGCAUCCAUGUAACCAAUCUGGUGAAUCCUGGCUCACCUUGUAUCUGGCGAAGUGUAACCUUGGAGAGUUUUUUGACUCAUACGGGCACCUCCCCGAAUAGCGUGUUGUUUCCUAAAAGCUUCAUGACAUUUUUAAACAAAAAUGCCACAGACAAUGUGUUUCACAAUAGACAAUUACAAGACCCUCACUCUGUCGCCUGCAGCGAUCACUGCGUGUUUUUUUACAUCAUCGUGGCAAGGGUUUAUCUUUUGACCAGAUUUUAAACUUGUAUUCUGACGACUUAGUGCAAAACGACCGGAUGGUGAUGAAUUUUGUAAAAACUAAAUUUAAAUUCUUGGGCAUAUCUAGCCUUGCUCAAAACAUGUUUCAACAAGCAUAUCUUGCAAUGAUUUUUAUAGCCAUGUUAUUCAGUACUCUCAGGCAUAACAGACAACGUUUGUUUGGCAUUAUCCAACACAUUUCUUGUAAAGUAACUUUUCCCUCAGUUGCUAGGCCGCACAAGAAUUGCAGAAAAGGGGUGUUUCCACCUCGGAUCCAUUUUAAAAGCCGUAGGACAGGGUUUUAAACUCUUCUUCUAGGACCCUCUUGUUGGAAACGACUUUCUGUGUUUUCUUAAGGGUUUUUGUCGUCUCUAUUUGCCACUGAUUUUUGUUCCUUAUGAUAGAGGGCUGCUGCACCUCUAUCUUUUUGGAGGUGUUUUCUCACAGGCCUGUGCAAUAGUCCAGGACUAGAUCUUUCAAACUGUGGAAGUUGAUCUUUUCACAGUUUGCUACGUUCAGGGUAAUACCUUUGACUUUCAUACAGGCCUUUCCUCCCGACAGCUUACACCCGUAUGUUUUCGGGCCUGCCGACACAAACUCGGUGAUGUGUUGAUCUGGUGGGAUCUUGCUCGUUAGGUCCCCUAAAUAAUCCCGCAGAGGGGGAUUCCAGUCACCCUCCCUUUUCACAAAUAUCACCAAGUCAGUGUCAUGGUACGGGCACCACUCUUGCAACCUAUCUAGCAGGUUGUAUAGUUCUAAGCGGGCAUAAGCAGUGGUGAAAGAGGCUAUGAAAACACUGGUAUUUCCAGAGACAGAGUACCGGUCUUUUGCAUCCUUCCAAGACACUCAUGCUGUUUCAUCGUCGAUAAACUCACAGGAUGAAACCUUGUAGUUGGGGCAAAACAGGUACUGAAAGAGUUCGUCAGGGUCUCUCACGCUGCUGGUAUUAGGUAGGUUUGUGGAGCAGAGAAUAUUAUUAUUACUAUUAUAAAUCACAUGAAACUGUCUUGUAAACUUAAAAAUAAAAUAUUCAUUAGGGUAUUUUUCUAUUUAAAAAGUCAUAGCUUUAAAACAAAAUAAUCCAUUUCAGGCUGUACAACAAACAGGAGUUUUGAGUUUAUUUCUACCACUUUAAAACAACAAACCCACAAACUUUUUUUUAAACACACCUCAUUUUGCAAAAUAAAAACCAAACUGCUUUUAAAAUCAACUUUUAAAAUCCAGUUUAAAACAUUUUGCACACUAAAAAAAAAACCUUGUUAGUUUGAAACACACCAUUACCAUCAAUUUGCAGCCAUAUACUUUAAAAAAAAAAAAAGCCCACCUAUGUUUUACAGAGAGAGAGUUUAAAACACAGUUUGCAACAAAAUAGUUU
Molecule: messenger RNA, 5142 nt
Organism: Gopherus evgoodei (Goodes thornscrub tortoise)
Lineage: Eukaryota; Metazoa; Chordata; Testudines; Testudinidae
Product: protein maestro-like
Exons: 13
Coding region: 309-1520 (403 amino acids)
Cellular component (GO): cytoplasm
Source: RefSeq, a predicted model, not a curated record